AUGGCGUCGAGGGGAGCGAUAUACUUGCUCCUUACGAUCUCAAUGUUGGCGGAUUCGCAGUGCAGCACCAAAUACUUUGUGCGGACGAACGUAUCCGAGAUGUUCAAAACGAAGGCCGAUAACCUGAGGAUUCUUCAGGAUCCAAUAGCGAUCACGCCGAACCCGUUGUACAAUAACAUGAGGAACGAACAUCAGGACGAAGAGGACGAGAGGAUGAUCAAGGAGAUUUCGAGCGACCAAUAUCACCGGAGGAAUUCCUUCGUCGAGACCUCAACUUUCAAUCCGGAUGUGCUCAACAAGUUCCUCGAGGAGUACGCGAACAAAAUCAAGAGCACCACCGAGAAGGAUUUUAAAUAUCCUUACAAAAUCCCGACCACGGAGACGCUCGUACUCGAGAUCGACGAUGAAACGACCACCGAAGCUACCACCAAUCAUGAGCAAGAUGAGAAACUCGAUCAGAAUGCGAACGCUACUUCGGCGGAGGACGCGCUGGCCGAGGCAUUGAACGAUACGCUAAAGAGAAACAAGUACUACGGUACAAACACUUACGAGGACAGGAACGGUUGGGUGACGUUGGAGGCAAUCCCCUGGUCUAAAAGCAAAAUUUCCAAGUGGCAGGCCAAUCCAGGCAGUACACAGCGACCUUGGCCGGAGAUAAAGCCGUUGUGGGAUAAACCGAAACCAUGGGCCAGCGACUAUUCCAUCAGACCCACUUAUGAAAACAACAAACCGUGGUACGACAAGCCAAAGCCCAACUGGUCGGACAACAAUGAAAAACCAUGGCAAAAGCCGACCUCCCGUCCUCCUUACCAAUCGGACGCGUUAUCCGCGUCUACUCAAAAGUGGCCGCCGGAGAGACCGUGGAACAAAUAUGAUCCUCAUCGUCCCAACAGUCCCGACAUUAUUACCGACGACAGACCGGCGAAUUUCCCCAGCACCUGGUCGAGACCGCAAACCUCCAAACCACCGUACCAGUUCGUCGACAGGUACCCGGAGAAGGUCCAGCCGGAGAACGGCAACGACUGGCACGAGUAUCCGUCCAGACCGUUCGACCAAGACCGACCUGCCGAUCUGCGACCUACUCUGAUCACCGAAAGACCUAACUUCUCGCACUAUCAGUAUGUAAACAAUCAUCCGGCGAGUCACCCGGCGAGCGGCGACGGCCAAUGGGUCCUUUUGUCGACGAACCGAGGAUACGCCAAGUCGAGGCAAAGGUCGAUCAAGAUCGACACGAUAAACCCAGAUUUAUUCAGAAAGAUUAACACGACGAGGGUCAAAGGGGACAGAGAGGAGCCGGAUCCCGCGAUACCCGUGAUGACUUCGAAGCGACAGGUUAGAUUGACGGUGUUGCCAUCGAUCAACGGCACAAAUACGACGACGUCUCACGGGGGUCUAUUGGAAGUCGAAAAGACGUUCAAGAGCGUCGAGCAGAGUCGCAAAGAAUACGAGAUGCAAAGACUGACAACCGAAGCGAACAUCCUGAAGAAGAGACCGAUCAGGAACACAUUGAGCGGCCAAUCGUCGAGCUCGGCCGUUCUAGCAGCCGUUGGAGCAGGCAUGUUGCCAGCGACAAUGGCGAUGAUGAUACCGAUGAUGUUGGGCCGUCGAAAGAGAGACCUCUCCGCGCAGACGGAACUAAGGCAGUCCAACAACUUCGAAGUGGACUUGCAUAAGCUUGCAAUAGAGUAUAACACCCAACAGAGGAGACCAGUGAGAUUGUAGGCGGAAUUAAGGGCGUUGACGAGCGAAGAUUGUACCAAACAGUUCGCCAAUAGAUUUCGGACGAUUUUUGCGGAACGGUGGUCAUCUGCAGCUCGU
Molecule: messenger RNA, 1818 nt
Organism: Dinoponera quadriceps
Lineage: Eukaryota; Metazoa; Arthropoda; Insecta; Hymenoptera; Formicidae
Exons: 6
Coding region: 1-1722 (573 amino acids)
Source: RefSeq, a predicted model, not a curated record